This is a messenger RNA of Lytechinus variegatus (green sea urchin), 2398 nucleotides long. RefSeq lists its product as uncharacterized. Bases 113 to 1294 code for a protein of 393 amino acids. Lineage: Eukaryota; Metazoa; Echinodermata; Echinoidea; Temnopleuroida; Toxopneustidae. The transcript has 8 exons. The record is from RefSeq and is a predicted model, not a curated record.
AUUUAGCGGAACACAAGAUCCGAAUAAGCCAAUGCAAGGCCAAACCGUCUAAGUUACAGCUGCAAUUGUACAAUACAAUUCGGGCCCAAAUUCGUGCUGAUUUGAUACAAAAAUGUGUCUCCCUUGUGGCAACAUUCUCGGUUUUCUGCCACUGUUGUGGAUAAUUGCUAUGCCAGUCGUGGGGUCUUUUUGUGGCCCAGAAACUGCUCUCAGGUUCUCUCUUCUCAUGAUGUUGUAUUCGAUGCUGGAGAGUUUCAUGAAGAAAUUUGUGAAUUUCCUUCUCCCUGUAUUCACCAUUGGAUUCUUCGUGGUCAUCAUGUGUCUUCCUAUUAGCAUUGUACCCUACCCACUGGUCUGGUUAUACGGUCAGCUGAUCUGGAUCACGGAACCCUUGAUCUUGUUUGUAGAAGCCAUCGGGGUGAUUCGAAUCUCUAUGAGGCUCAGCAAAGAGGUAACGGACCACAUUGAUGAUCAUGAGCUUCUUGCCAAGGGUCUAAUCAUCACAACAACAGUCAUAGCCUAUACAGCUUCUUUCAUCUUCGCCAUUAGUAUCUACAGGACAGGGUCGCAGCCAAUCACAUGCAUACUAUUGGUCAUCAUUCUUGUUUCUGUCAUCCAUCUUGCUAUGACGAUCAAAGCUGAUCACGGUAUCAUAUCCAAUUGUUCCAUUGUCUGCCUGUGCAUGAUAGGUUCCCUGUGUGCUGGAGUCUAUGAAUCUAAUCUUAUUCAUAAUCCCCUUCCAGAACCAAAGGAGUGGUCUGAUGAAUCAUUUGACCAUCUUUCACUAGUUCAACUUGUAUUAUCUACUGCAACGUCAAGUAUGAGUCAUGUAACCAAGGCAACGCGUUUCCUCUACAAGCUGGUCAGUCCUGUUCUAAUCUCUCUCAUCGUGGUUCGUACUGUCAGCAUACAGCAGGUCAUGGGUCAUCUGCUUACAAGAUUUUAUCAGUACAUGCUGGAUGACGAAGAGAAUGAGAUGGAAGAAGAGUCCUACCUAGAGGAGGUCAUCGAGGAACCAACCUGUCUUCCAAACGUACCAACGUGUUUAGAACCCUCCGCCCUCCCUACCAAACUCUCCCUCAUCUUUGUCUACACUCAGCUUGUCUUCCGAACCAUGUCCCUGUCCGGAGGGCAUCGCCCAUACCAGUCCCUGGUCCCCGCUGGCUUUCGGGAGGUGAUGUUGUCUGGAGUGUGGAAUCAAGUAGGAGUCUUCAGGAUGUUGCAGAUCUGUACCUUAGGGCUGGUCUACCCCUUGAGGUUACAUAGAGAAGGGGAGGAAGAUGAUGCCUGGUAGAAUCUUGGCCCUUCACCAUUGGUACCGAGGGUUGGUCUGAUACUUUUGGUUGUGUAGAUAUCGGGUGGAAGAUAGUGAUUGGUAAAUUUCUGGUCCUUUUUCGAUAUCGGUCUACCCCUUGAGGUUACAUAGAAAGAGAGAAGGAGAUGGUGAUUAGUGAAAUCUUGAUCUUGAUUGGUAAAUGCUGGUCCUUUUCAAGAGAUUGGUUCCCGUGUGGUCGGUCUACCCCUUGAGGUUACAUAGAAAGAUGGAAGGAGAUGAUGAUUAGUGAAAUCUUAAUCUUUCCAUGAUCUGUAACUUGGUUUAGUCUACCCCUUUGAGAUGACAUAGAGAGAGGAAAAAGAUGAUGAUUUGUAGAAUCUGGACACUUUCAUGAUCUGUACCCUAGGGUUGGUCUGCCCCUUGAGGUUGUUUAGAAAGGGGAAGAAGGUGAUAAUUGAGAGAUGCUGGACCCUUCUCACACAGAAGUAAAGCUGGUCCUUGCUGGCUUGAACAUGAUGUAAAUGGACAAAUCUGUAAGUCAAGACCUAGAAAAAAAAGACAAUGUUGAACUUGGUGUACCUAGACAUAAGGACUCUGGGUGGUCAUGGUGAAAUAGGCUGUAUGCAGAAAUGAAGGGAAUAAUCUUGUACAGUGACAAAAGUGAGCCAUGUUUGCUUGAGCUUGGUAUAAAUGGAAGGUACUAGGCCCCGGGCAAAGGGGGUGAUGGGAUACUCAAAUUAUUUUUUGAUGGGGUUGUGCCUCUCAAAACUCUGAAAUGGGGGUCUAAGGAACUGACUAAAAGUAAAAGGGUAAAGUAUGGGUUCUUUGGAACUAAAUAUAUACAGCUUGGUGUGAAAAACAGGGUCUACGGAACAGUAUCGCGGCACUGUAGGAAUAGCGCUGUUCUUGCGCUAGCCAUGCAUAAAGCGACUAUCAGUUAUAAUGUAGGGAGUUGCGAAAGGGUUCGAAACUGAGAUGUCUCGUAACGGGGUCUUGCGAGCGGGGCUGAGCAGCUUCUGAACUGAAAUUUUGCCAUUCGGAGUUUCUAGAGAACUGAAAAUUACGUCAGAAAAGGGGGGUCAUCAAAGCGGCACAUCCCCGUUCAACCAAUAUAUGUGAGUC